Molecule: messenger RNA, 3377 nt
Organism: Drosophila kikkawai
Lineage: Eukaryota; Metazoa; Arthropoda; Insecta; Diptera; Drosophilidae
Gene: Ide
Product: Insulin degrading metalloproteinase
Biological process (GO): peptide catabolic process
Cellular component (GO): mitochondrion; cytosol
Molecular function (GO): metal ion binding; metalloendopeptidase activity
Source: RefSeq, a predicted model, not a curated record
UACCGCAAAACAGAUGAUUUUUGCUUUGUAGUUGUUGCGAAACGAUUUAUAGAUAUAACUCCAUAGAUUUUUGGCUGAAACCAAUUAAAUUUAACCGCGGGACACAACCGCUACACUCACAAAAUCAUCCGCCCAAUUUCAGGAACCGGAGUUCCUUCGCUUGCCAGGAACCCUGAAACUCAAUGUAUUUUUCGUGCAGAAAAUCGAUUUUUGCCCUAACAGCGACUCUCAGCCGACGCUCAAGUGGUGAGGUGAGGUCCAGCAUUUUAGUAGCAAGUCGAUCGAUCGGUACGCUGAGCAAGCCCAAAAUGACCGUCGCCGAGGGCUGUUUGCAAAAGCCCGCAACACGGAGCCCCCACACGCAGGAGCCAAUUCUGAGGCUAAACAACAUCGAAAAGUCGCAACAGGACACGAGGGAUUACCGUGGGUUAAAGCUGGAAAAUGGCCUAAAGGUUCUGCUGAUCAGCGAUCCCAACACAGAUGUCUCGGCGGCAGCACUUUCCGUGCAAGUGGGCCACAUGUCUGAUCCCACAAGUCUGCCUGGCCUGGCGCAUUUCUGUGAGCACAUGCUCUUCCUGGGCACUGAGAAGUAUCCGCACGAGAACGGCUAUACCACAUACCUGUCGCAGAGCGGUGGGAGCAGCAAUGCCGCCACCUAUCCCCUGAUGACCAAGUACCACUUUCAUGUGGCGCCGGAUAAGCUGGACGGAGCCUUGGAUCGGUUUGCCCAGUUCUUUAUAGCGCCACUGUUCACGCCAAGUGCCACCGAACGUGAAAUUAAUGCGGUGAACUCGGAGCACGAGAAGAACCUGCCCAGCGACUUGUGGCGCAUCAAGCAGGUGAGCCGGCAUUUGGCCAAACCGGACCAUCCCUACAGCAAGUUUGGCAGCGGCAACAAGACCACGCUCUCCGAAAUACCCAAGUCAAAGGACAUCGAUGUGCGCGACGAGUUGCUAAAGUUCCACAAGAAAUGGUACUCGGCGAACAUCAUGUGCCUGGCGGUCAUCGGAAAGGAGUCGUUGGAAGAACUCGAGAGCAUGGUUCUGGAGAAGUUCUCCGAAAUCGAGAACAAAAACGUCCAGGUUCCCGAUUGGCCGAGGCAUCCUUACGCCGAGGAUCGGUACGGCCAGAAGGUGAAAAUUGUGCCCAUUAAGGACAUUCGUUCGCUGACGAUGAGCUUUACAACCGAUGACCUAACGGCGUUCUACAAGUCGGGCCCGGACAACUAUUUGACGCAUCUCAUUGGCCACGAGGGCAAGGGCAGUAUCCUGUCAGAGCUGCGGCGACUGGGCUGGUGCAAUGACCUGAUGGCCGGCCAUCAGAGCACACAGAAUGGCUUUGGCUUCUUCGAAAUUGUGGUGGACUUGACGCAGGAGGGAAUGGAGCAUGUGGACGACAUUGUGAAGAUCAUAUUCCAGUAUCUGAAUCUUCUGCGUCAGGAGGGUCCCAAGAAGUGGAUCUUUGACGAGUGCGUAAAGCUGAACGAAAUGAGAUUCAGGUUUAAGGAGAAGGAACAGCCGGAAAGCUUGGUCACGCAUGCGGUUUCCUCCAUGCAAAUAUUCCCCCUGGAGGAGGUUCUCAUUGCUCCCUAUCUAAGCAACGAAUGGCGGCCGGAUCUGAUCAAAGGUUUGCUGGACGAGCUGGUGCCUUCGAAAAGCCGCAUUCUGAUGGUGAGCCAGAGCUUCGAGCAGGAGUGCGACCAAGCGGAGCCCUACUAUAAGACCAAGUAUGGCGUGGAGCGUGUGAGCAAGGAAACGGUGCAGAGUUGGGAAAACUGUGAGCUUAACGAGAACCUUAAGCUGGCACUGCCGAAUAGCUUUAUACCCACGAACUUUGACAUUGCCGAGGUCCCCGGCGAUGCACCCAAGCACCCCACGAUUAUCCUGGACACGCCCAUUUUGCGGGUGUGGCACAAACAGGACAAUCAGUUCAACAAGCCCAAGGCCUGCAUGACCUUUGACAUGUCCAAUCCGAUCGCCUAUCUGGAUCCCCUCAACUGCAAUCUGAACCACAUGAUGGUAAUGCUGCUUAAGGACCAGCUGAACGAGUACUUGUACGACGCGGAACUGGCCAGCCUGAAGCUCAGCGUGGUUGGCAAGUCGUGUGGCAUCGACUUCACCAUACGCGGGUUCAGUGACAAGCAGGUGGUCCUGCUGGAGAAGCUGCUGGAUCAUCUCUUUGACUUCUCCAUCGACGAGAAGAGAUUCGACAUUCUGAAGGAGGAGUAUGUACGUUCACUGAAAAACUUUAAGGCUGAGCAACCAUAUCAGCAUUCCAUCUACUAUUUAGCUUUGUUGUUAACUGAGAAUGCCUGGGCGAAUGUGGAGCUCUUGGACGCCAUGGAACUUGUUACCUACGAUCGGGUGUUGAACUUUGCCAAGGAGUUUUUCCAGCGCCUGCACACGGAGUGCUUUAUUUUCGGCAAUGUGACCAAGCAGCAGGCAACGGAUAUUGCGGGGCGAGUGAACAAUCGCCUGGAGGCCACCAAUGCAUCCAAACUUCCCAUUCUGGCACGUCAAAUGCUGAAGAAGCGGGAGUAUAAACUGCUGGCGGGCGACAGCUACCUAUUCGAGAAGGAGAACGAGUUCCACAAGAGCUCCUGCACACAACUCUAUCUGCAGUGCGGCGCACAAACGGAUCACACAAACAUAAUGGUAAAUCUGGUGUCUCAGGUGCUCUCCGAGCCCUGCUACGACUGCCUGCGCACCAAGGAGCAACUCGGCUACAUUGUCUUCAGUGGUGUGCGCAAGGUGAAUGGGGCCAAUGGGAUCCGCAUCAUUGUCCAGUCGGCCAAGCAUCCCUCGUUCGUUGAGGAUCGCAUAGAGAACUUUUUGCAAACGUAUCUGCAAGUAAUUGAGGAUAUGCCCCUGGAUGAGUUCGAAAGGCACAAGGAGGCUCUGGCUGUGAAGAAGCUGGAAAAGCCCAAGACCAUAUUCCAGCAGUUUAGCCAGUUUUAUGGCGAAAUAGCCAUGCAGACGUAUCACUUUGAGCGUGAAGAGGCUGAGGUGGCCAUCCUCCGGCAAAUAACAAAGGAGGAUUUUGUGGAUUACUUCAAGAAAUUCAUCGCAAAGGAUGGUAAUGAGCGACGCGUUCUAUCCGUGCACAUUGUGUCCCAGCAAACGGAUGCGAAUGCCACCAGCGAGACGGAGCCUGUGGAGAUUACGAACAUGGACAGGCACAAGCCCAUCAGCGACAUUGUGAGCUUCAAGUCGUGCAAGGAGCUGUACCCCAUCGCACUGCCUUUUCUGGACAUCAAGGCCAAGGGAGCACGCAGCAAGCUGUAAAGGAUUAACUAACGAAUUAGCACUUGGUUUUGGUCUCUCAUUUUUAAUUGCAAAUGUUGUUCGGUCAUAUUCACAAAUAUAAAAGAAUCUGUA